Coffea arabica (coffee) is the source of this 1518-nucleotide messenger RNA. RefSeq lists its product as uncharacterized. The record is from RefSeq and is a predicted model, not a curated record. Lineage: Eukaryota; Viridiplantae; Streptophyta; Magnoliopsida; Gentianales; Rubiaceae.
AUGACAGUAAGGAAGGAAGCAGGUAAGUUUCUGAUACCAAAUCCUCCAAAAAUCAAUCUGCCCUUGUUUACUGGGGAGAAUUCUGGAGAAUGCAUCAGAAAAUGCAAUGAAUACAACUUAAACUACCAAAUUCCCGAAGAGCAAAAAGUGGAAGUCAUAGAAAUGUAUUUGGAAGGGAGGGCGGACAAAUGGUUUCAAGGAGUUAAACUGGAAAAACCAGGGAUAACUUGGAGAAUGUUCGAAGAGCUGCUAUAUAAGAUAUUUGAUAAUAGAAAUGGCAAGGACGUGGUAGAAGAAUUCAACAAACUGCAACAAGCUAGAAAUGUGGAAGAGUACCAAGAGAGGUUUGAAGAGCUCAAAACCCUUAUGAUGAUUAAGAAUCCGCAUCUAGAUGAGGAGUAUUUUAUAUCUAGCUUCAUCAGUGGGCUCAAGGAUGAAAUCAAGACCAUGAUAAGGAUGUUAAGACCUACAACUUUGUCUCAGACCUUUGAAAUGGCUACGUUGCAAGAAGAUGCAUUGAGGCUUCAAACCAGAACCUCUAAAGAUGGCUGGAAAACAAUUCCUAAAAACAUAUUUGGAAUCUCUAGGAAUUCUUCCCAACAACAAAUCCACAGCUCAUACUGUAAAGUGCCUUCUACCUGUACAUUGAAGAACACUUCAUUCAAAGGCAAGCCAAUUUCUUCUACAGAUUCUGAACCCAAGAAGAUCUCAGCUCAAGAGGUACAGUAUAGAAGGAAUAAUGGACUUGUUUCAAGUGUGGAGAAAAAAGAAGAGGAAUCUGAAUUUGAGGAUGCCCUGGGGGAACAAGAUGAAUCCAUAGGGAAUCCAGGACAAGUCAUGGAGAUGUCUUUACAUGCAUUGUUUGUGGCCAUGAAGAGGAAAACAAUAACGCUAAUAGGGAAGCUAGAUUGUGAAGAGACGUUGAUCUUGGUUGACACUAGGAGUUCAGAUAGUUAUAUUAGCAGUGAAAAGGUAAUUGCCUUUGACAUUCCAUAUCGACUAGUUGAUCCUUUCUCUAUAAUUGUUGGGAAUGGAGCUUGUGUAACCAGUAAAGCCAUAUGCCCAAAAGUAGUGUGGGGAAUUAACCAAUACAAGUUCUGUUAUGACCUCAAGGUGAUGGAUUUAAGUAGUUGGGAUAUAAUAUUAGGGGUGGACUGGAUGACUCAUUUUAGCCCAAUUACUUUUGACUUCCAUCAGCUGACUAUCUCUUUGCACAAUCAAGGGGAAGUGGUACAAGGACAAACAGAAAACUGUGUUUUAGAUCUUAUUAGGGGUGGUGAUCUGAGAAAUUUUAUUGAAUAUAAGAAACAGAUGUGCUUAGCUAUGAGAAUAGGGCAGGAUAAUCCAUCAGGGGAGUAUGUUAUGCCUACUGAAGUUCAAGAAAUCAUUGAGGAAUUUGCCAAUGUCUUUGAGACCCCUACUAAGUUGCCCCCUACUAGAGAAAUAGAUCAUGAAAUUCCAUUGAAACCUGGGUCUCAGCCCUUUAAAAUGAAGACGCAUAGAUAUCCUCACUCCUAG